GUUUCACAUACCCACGCGUUGUCUGGUUUCCAAGGGCAGUUCGAAACACAACACUUAUCUUCAGAGCAGGGCUUUGAUUGCGCACGUUUUUCCUGUGCUCGAGUGAGAUGAAAUAUGGAGAAUUACGUGAUUUUAGACGCCAUGUGCCCUGGUUCGUUUGGAACAACAUUACUUGUUAGUGACAGAAGCAGCGGUUUGGAACUUACAUUAAAGAAGAUUGAAUGUUUAGACGACGGUAGAGCCAACGAAACUCUUCAAGAGGCACUACCCCUUCUGGAGGUUAGGCACCCAAACAUUGUCCGCGUCAGAGAGAUGUUCAUAUCCUGGGAUAAAGAGAUAUCUUCAGUGAUCCUCAAUGUGGUGAUGGAUUGCCCGUACACAGACACUCUCUCCACCGCCAUCAGUUACCAGCGAGAUGAGAAGAGGCCUUUUGGGAAGCAGGCCAUCCAGACAUUCCUCGGACAGAUGACCGAUGCUCUGACCUACCUCCACAAACAGCACAUCAUCCACAGAAACCUGAAACCGUCUAACAUCCUGGUGAAGGGAUUGACCUUCCGCGUCUGUGACUUUGGGACGGCCACUUUCAGCAAUGACACAAUGAAGCUGCAGGUGAAGACCAAAGAAGGUGACCGGUGCUGGAUGUCCCCUGAGAGUGUGACCAGGAAGCAGUGGACGGACAAGUCGGACAUCUGGUCUUUUGGCUGCGUGCUGCUCGACAUGCUCACCUGCCACAUACACAGCCAUCUGGCCAGUCUCUCCCAGCUGUUGAGUUUGAAACAGACUAUGGGUCCCCUGGACAUCAUCACAUGUAAAGAACUGCACACUGUUCUUCGGAAGAUGUUCCAGCACAACCCUGAGUACCGUGCCAAUGUGUGGGACCUGAUGGAGGAUGUGCUGGUGCAGAGGUGUCUGGUGCUGUGUGGCGGCCCGCCGCACGUCAUGAAGACGAUGCCCUCAGGAGUCACUGGACCCCCUUUCCACGAGGGCCUCAACAAAGUGUUAGACUUCAUGCUGGCCUAUAAGGAUGUAGAGUCUACUCAGCUGCAGAUUCUCUCAUAUCUGACGUCAGAGAAGAAGACAGUGACGGGUCGUCAGGAUGAGGUGGUCAGAGCGACCUGCUUCACCAUGAUGGCCCACAAGGACUCCGCUGCCGUCCAGCUCCGAGCCUGCCAGAUGCUCCAGGUGUGUGUGGAGGCAGGUAGGACUACCUAUCCAUCAGGGGAGGAGAGUGGUGCCCAGAAGCAGUGUGUGUAUGACGACAGCGUCAUCUCUUGUGUGCUGUCUGCAAUGGACGUCCACGAUGGACAACCUGAGCUGCUGACCGAAGCCUUCCGCCUCCUUUUCAUCCUAUCUGAAAAUGCCCGGUCAGCGAGGUCGUUUCUGGAGCUGAAUGGCGUGGGUCAAGCGGUCCGAGCACUCAAGGCUUUCUCCCACCACCAGCCCAUCAUCUGCCACACCUGCAGAUGCAUCUGGAGAGCUCUGGAAACACAUGAGCCCCCGGCUGGCGUGCAUCUGUGGGGCUGUGUGGAGGCCGUGUGUGUUGCCGCGGAGACACACCCGCAGGAAGGAGUGGUGAUGGGGGCCGUGUGUGCCGCGCUGCUGUCCCUCUCUGUCCGAGAGACGUUCGAGGAUAAGGACGUUGAAGACGCGACCUUGGUGCUGCUGCAGGCCCUGAGAGGUCACUCCCGCCUGCCCACCCUGGUGCAGCACGCCUUCCUGGCACUGGUCAACCUCACCCACAUGUCCAAGGUAGCAUGUUUGCGUGUCCUGGUUGCCCCCGGCGGCGGAAGUGGCAUUGUCGUGAUGAGGGAGGCAUGGCGACAGUAUCCCAGCGACCCACAGCUGAGCCACUGCAUGGUCCGAGUUCUGGCGGCCAUGACUGAGCACGCUGAGGUGCUGGAAGAGCUGAUUUCUGUUGGUGCUCAGGAGGAUCUGAAGCAGAUUGAAGCUGACUCUGCUGCAGAUGAGGACCUGAAGAUGUUGAUCCAGCUGACCCUGUCCAGGCUGAGGGAGAUGGAGAAGGCUUCCUUGUCAUGACAGAGUCUACCCAAGGAUGGAUUAUUUUCAGUUAACAAUGUAUUCUUAAUAAAUGUUUGGUCAUGUUA
Messenger RNA from Alosa sapidissima (American shad), 2105 nucleotides. RefSeq names its product serine/threonine kinase-like domain-containing protein STKLD1. The record is from RefSeq and is a predicted model, not a curated record. Gene Ontology annotation, biological process: protein phosphorylation. NCBI's taxonomy places the organism in Eukaryota, Metazoa, Chordata, Actinopteri, Clupeiformes, Clupeidae. The coding region runs from base 115 to 2037 and encodes 640 amino acids. The transcript has 19 exons. Gene Ontology annotation, molecular function: protein serine/threonine kinase activity; ATP binding.